Messenger RNA from Penicillium arizonense, 3348 nucleotides. RefSeq lists its product as uncharacterized. The record is from RefSeq and is a predicted model, not a curated record. Gene Ontology annotation, cellular component: cytoplasm. Gene Ontology annotation, molecular function: dipeptidyl-peptidase activity. The transcript is spliced from 9 exons. Lineage: Eukaryota; Fungi; Ascomycota; Eurotiomycetes; Eurotiales; Aspergillaceae. The coding region runs from base 1 to 3348 and encodes 1115 amino acids.
AUGGAUGACAGCAUUAAGCAGCAUUACCUGGCUGAUUCGCCGCCUACAGUUGUCAGAUUGGAGGUGAGGUCUCACUUUGAGACCCUCAAGGACCAAAAGCUCAGAAAAUAUGCGCACUUCAUGAGCAGGGCUGCAUUUGAGGGCACCCGUGUCACUCUGCGUCAAGUCUCUCCCGAAUCCGAGCCCAUCUAUGACCUCAUUCUCUCCCUCUACCACGCGUCCAAUGGUGACUGGGACAGCCUCGCCCAGAAAACACAAGUCAGCACCGACGAUCUCCGCUUCUUCCUCGAAUAUGCAGGACAAUUCCUGGGCAACUGCGGGAACUACAAAGGAUUCGGUGACUCCAAGUUUAUCCCUCGGAUCCCAGCAUCCGCGCUCGAGGCUCUGGCAUCAUCCACUCCGGAGACUAUGGCGGCUUUCCAGAAGGCAAACAGCACUGGAGGAGGUAUCUAUGAGACCAGUGAACAGUCCAGGAUGCACCUUGGAUACCCUGACGGCGGCCACAUGACCACCUACUACCCCGAUUCACCCACAAUCUCGAAGGGCGAAAUCACGGCAAUCGGUGACUUGAUGGAGAAGAAGGGUCUGGCGUUGGAGAACACCAGAAUUCGCAAGACACCCUCCGGUGACUUUGAGCUCUUGAUUGCCUCCGGCGUGUCAUCUCCUCCUGUUAAGGACCGUGACCUUGGCGAGGUGGAGACUUUUGACCUUGAAGGCGACCUGAAAGGCAAGAACCUGCGUCUCGUCUUUGGUGACCACCUGGAAGAGAUGGCGAAGAUUGCCCACAGUGUCAAGAAGGCCGGUUUGAACGCUGCAAAUGCUAACCAAAAGCGGAUGUUGGACUCCUAUGCUCUGUCCUUCGGUGCUGGAUCUAUUGAGGCUUUCAAGGAGAGCCAGCGUAUCUGGGUGAAGGACCAAAAGCCUGCUCUGGAAACCAACCUUGGAUUCGUUGAGACCUACAGAGACCCUCACGGUGUGCGAGGUGAAUGGGAGGGUUUUGUCGCUUUGGUCAAUUUGGAGCGAACUCGUGCCUUUGGUACGCUUGUAGAUAGUGCUGAGAGCAUGAUACCUAAGCUUCCCUGGGGCAAGGACUUUGAGAAAGACACUUUCCUCAGCCCUGAUUUCACAUCCUUGGAAGUCUUGAGCUUUGCCUGCUCUGGCCUCCCGGCCGGUAUCAACCUCCCCAACUAUGAUGAUAUCCGUCAGAAUCUUGGCUUCAAGAACGUGUCCCUGGGCAAUGUCCUGAGCGCCAAAGCUCCUAACGAGCCUAUUCCUUUCAUUAGUGAGGCCGACCUGGAUGUCUACCGCAGAUGCCGCGAUCCCGCAUUCGAAGUGCAAGUAGGCAUUCACGAACUUUUGGGCCACGGUACUGGCAAGCUCCUCCAGGAGACAGCGCCUGGGGAGUAUAACUUUGAUAUUAAGAAUCCUCCCAUCAACCCAGUUACCAAUAAGCCUGUGUCAACCUGGUACAAGCCUGGACAAACAUGGAGCUCCGUCUUUGGCUCUAUUGCCUCAUCAUAUGAAGAGUGUCGUGCUGAGUGUGUCGCCAUGGCUCUGGGCUGCGACUUUAGCAUCCUGAAGAUCUUCGGAUUCGGCGAUGGCAAGCAGGACUUGUACAGUGAAGCCGGUGACGUUCUGUUCGCAGCAUACUUGUCCAUGGCCCGUGCCGGUCUUGUUGCCCUCGAGUUCUGGGAUCCCAAGACCCAGAAAUGGGGCCAGGCUCACAUGCAGGCCCGUUACAGUAUCCUGCGCACCUUCCUCACAGCCGGUGAUGACUUCGUCAAGCUUUCUUACAGCAAGGAGGAUCUGUCCGACCUAGAGAUACGUCUCGAUCGGUCUAAGAUUCUGACUCAUGGACGUCCCGCUGUCGAGAAAUACCUCCAGAAGCUGCACGUAUACAAGAGCACCGCAGACAUUGCCGCUGGUAAGGGAUUGUAUGAUGAUAUCACGUCUGUUGAUAGCUGGUGGGGAACCAAGGUGCGGGAUGUUGUUCUUAAGAACAAGGUCCCUCGUAAGAUCUUUGUUCAGGCCAACACUAUCCUGGAGGGUGAUCAAGUCACCCUGAAGGAGUAUGAGCCAACUCUUGAGGCGAACUCCCCAGAGGAGCACGACGACUACUACAUCACACCCCCGCCGCACUCUCCAGCAGCGUCUGCCUCAAGCUCCUCAUCUCCCAAUCCACCGCCCUUUUCAUCCCUUUUCUUCGCUACUUCGCCCGACCCCAAUCGCGCGAACAAAGUCACCGAACCUGGUCCCGCCUGUCACCCAGCCGUAGCACCUCCGCCACCAGUCGAGGCGCCGCUCGAACCGGCCCCUUCGUCGGCGGUUGUUGCUGAUACAAAAGCUUCUUUCUCCGAACCCAAAAACGAGGGCCCCGGAAAGUGUUCCGACGACAGCGAACCGCCUCCACCCUACGAAGAAGGUUACAGUCCACUUGAGUCAUUCACCUACGUUAUGGCUGCUGCAGGAGGUGCUUCAAGCAUCAUCACUCAGGUGCAGCAAACGGGAGGUCCACCAAUCAAUACUCUGGGAGAUAUUGGCGGUGAUGAGCAUAUCACGCUUGACCUUCGUGGCACCCGGUUUACUCUUUCGCGGGACGAAUUGCUAACCCUGCCGGAAUUCGUUCUAUUGUCUCUUUUCCCUAACGGUCUACUUCCGGAUGGACAUGCCACCACAAACGGAUUCCAUGACAGUGAUGUCUAUGCCGUCGAUUACGACCCGGCUUCGCUCCAGUAUAUGUUGGACUUCUUCCGCACAGUUGCUCAAACCAUCCCCUCGUCAUUGCCAUCUGGCUCUACUUCGCCGGAGAUGGAGAUGCCUGAAGCCAUACAAGGUUCAGCCCGUGACAUGCUCCAGGAUCGCGCCGGUAUCAUCGUGCUUCGUGAGGAUCUCGAUUUCUAUGUCAUCCCCCCGCGCCCUGAAAUUGGACAUGAAGAAAUGCUCGAAGUCAAGCGAGCAGCUGGCCGAUCGCUGUUGAGACAGGACGGAAUCUUCUCAGGUCUCAGGAAAAGCGAAGAGAUUGGUUCAACCGAGCAGCAUCUGAUUGAGAUGUUGACAGCCGGAGGAUUCGACCGUGAAGACCAAUGGGGCCACCGAGCCCCGGAGCCCAACAAAGCAGUUAUCUGCAGUCUCGCCCUUGCCAAGCUCCGCACCGACAUCCGCGGAGACUUGUCCAACAACAAUGCAGUUGGUAUGGCCCAGAAGCUUCUUCUGUUCUGGAGGAAGCCUGCUCGGCGAUGCUGGUGGGAGGGCAUUGAGCUCGAUGAUGUGGAGGGCGCCGAAGGACAGGUCAAGGUCUGGAUCCGACGUGUAUGGACUUUGGAAAUGAGCGUUAUUGGCCUCCGCUGA